CGCGCCAAAAAGUUUCUGGUUACCAUAGUAAAUUUUUUCUCUUCGCUGAUUGGUUUAGAAGGCGAUACUGGAAUUCAAAUUGGAGUGACGUUAGAAAAAUAAACUUUCUAUUCUCUUUCAGUGUUCUCUUAAAUCAUCCUGUUUUUGUUUUCAUUUCAAAGUUUUAUUAAUUAUAUCUUUUAAUUGUUGCUCUAUUAAGUAUACCUACAAUAACAACAUUAUUACAUCAUCGUUUUCAUUAUGGAGACUGUUAAGUCACCAUUGAAAGCUAAUUAUUGUCGACUCCCUGUUAAAUCUAGAGCAGAGAAAUUGUUUGAUCAAUUUGUGACUAAAACCACUUUUGCUGAUCGUUCAAAUGAUCUGAAUUUACUGAGUCAAGAUUCUCCUACCAACCAUAAAGAAGUAAAGACAAGACUCAAGAGAAAAGUCACUUUUGCUACAUAUGCUGGUGAUAAGCAAAGGAAAGAAGUGAAAAAGAAAACCCUUGUUAAAAGAAAGGAGCCCACAAAAUGUACCAAGGAAGCAGUUCUGGAAGCAUUUAUGAACGCUGGGUUACCAGAUUACGAUGAAAUUGCAGCUCUACCAUUAAACAUUGUUGUAUUGAGUGAUGCAAAUAAACAACCCGAAAAAUAUACUGAAAUCAGUCGUAAGCAAAUAGUCAAACCAUUCAUGCCUCUGUUGAAAAAGAUCGAUUCCGCCAGUAAAAGAAAGGAAUCAAAUCCUGCUAUUAACAUUGAAGAACCUUCAUGUGCUGAUAAUGAAGUUUCUAGUGAUCACAUUGAAGAUAGGGAAAAUAAAGAAGAAGCCAGUACUCCGUUACCAAAUGCAAAAGCUCGUCCCAAAUUCGAUGAUAUUUCGUGUAUAAACGCUAACAAUACCCUUGAUCCGAAUAUGGAUCAAGAUGUGUCAUUUACAACACCAAAGGUACCACCACCAGCUAAGAAAAAGCCAUGGAACGUUGCUGACCGUAGAGGAACCCAACUAUUACCUCCUCAUCCCGUAGUCUUUGAUGAACCAUUAGUUAUUUCUAAUACAUCCAUUGAUGUAUCGAAUGACCAACCUUUGAAUUGGUCAACUGUACAUAGUUUAGCUAAAAUGGACGAUUCAGUGCACAAUGUUUUCAGUAUUGAUACUAAAGCUAAUUUGGCCACAAAAAUUCGUGAAUCUCUCGGAAGUUUAAAGUCCAACAUGAAUGAGGCAGAAUACCCUCGUGGUUCUGUUAAUUUUUAUCGACGCAGUAUUGUCGACACUGCAAAUGUUCUCCGUGCUCUAGGAAAAUCUUGUCGAACUAUUGUGCGAGAGCCUUCCCGGCGAAUAACCAGAAAAAGGAAAGAAUCCCUCGCAGAAAAUCAAACGGUUAACUUUCUGGUUGCAUUUGACAAAACUAUCAUAGAAGACGUUGAUGUUCAUCUACCUCUGACCACGAAAGAGAAAGUGUUGGCUCUUUGCAACCCACCUCAAAUUACAACAUUCAAUAACGUUCUUAAUCAUAGUUUAAUGAAAUCAAUAUGUAAAAUUGGAGAAGGAUCUUAUGGAGAAGUUUUCAAAUCAAAGACUGAGGAUGAUAAAGAAGUAGUCAUAAAAGUAGUACCGCUUGUACCUACAACUUCUGUCGAAGAUGAUUUAUGGGCACAAGUUCUACCAGAACUAGUUAUAUCGCUCACAUUUAGUGAUUUAAGAUCAGGAUUACGAAAUCAAACACCUAAUUUCGUAAACACCUUCCGAGCUUCUUGUGUAAAUGGAUCCUGGCCUAAAGAAUUAGUCAAAGCUUGGAACGAAUAUAACAAGUUGAAAAAAAGCGAAAACGAUCAUCCAGAUAAAUAUGGACCGAACUGUAACUGGCUCAUAAUACUUUUAAAUAACGGUGGAAUCGAUCUUGAAAAUCAUAAAUUCAGCUCUGCAGUGGAAUCUCUCAGUGUUAUAUUACAAACAGCUCUCUCUUUGGCUGCCGCUGAAAGUGAAUUCGAGUUUGAACACAGAGAUCUUCACACAGGCAAUGUUUUGAUAAUGCCUUGUUCAGAAUCUAUGCUCGAAUACAAAAUUGAUGGUAAAAACAUUAUGCUUCCUUCUGUCGGUCUCAAAGUUUCAGUCAUUGACUUUACUUUAGCUCGAAUGGCUAAAGAUGGUUACACUGUUUAUGAUGACCUUUCCAAGUAUGAAGAUCUUUUUACUGGAACUGGUGACUAUCAAUUCGAGAUAUAUCGCUUAAUGCGCAUUGCCAACAAGAAUAAUUGGAAAGUGUUUACUCCUUACACUAAUAUUCUUUGGGUCCAUUAUUUGACAUAUAAACUUACAAAGGAUAAAAAAUAUAGAUCAAGGAGUAAGGCUCAUCAUGCGGCAAUGAAAGCUUUGAAACAUCUUCAUAAUCUUCUUUUGGACUACAAAUCGACCAAACAAUUCGUUCAAAGCCCAUAUUUUAAUGAACUCUUCUCUAAACUGUCUUAAUAGUAUUUUUAAAGCAAACUUUUUAAUAUGAACACAACAUUAUUUAAAUGCUAAAAAGAUCUUUUGUAAAUUACUAAACUUGACUAUACAAUAUAUGUUGUCCUAAAAUAAUCAGAUACAUUUUCUCCCCGUCCAUUUCGAUUAAGGCAUCCAAACGUCAACUGGUCGUGUUUUGUACUUUUUUAGUUUCCUCCAGUACUUUUUCUGUGUUCGACGCUGUUCAUAUCGAUGCAAUUUACCAACCAUUUUUAUGAAAGCGUCACUGAAAAGAUAAGGAAAUGGAUGCUUUUUGGUGGCAUAAAUUGUGUCCAUCUCUUUCAACUUAUCGUACAUAACAUCUGCAGAGGAUUCUUUCCCUUCCCAAUCUUGGUGGGCCUGUUGAAAUAACACAAAAAAUAAACUUUUUGACUAUAUUCACUGAACACAAAAGGUAAAAUUGGUUAAUUGUAGCACUCAAAAUUACUUAAACAUCACGACAUCGAGAAUUUUUCAAAGCUUACUUUAAAAUCCUGAUAUGACGGGCCAACUAUUAUUAUCGACGCUACAUUUGAUGGUCGUUGGUUUAAACCAAUACUUAAUAGUAACAACAUUAUUAUCAAGUAUCUCAUUUCGGACACUAAAGCUGUUGAAAUUAAAACUAUAAAUCAAGUCGAUGUGGCUCAAACUGUUUGAUCAAACUGGAGACUAUCUAAAUACUACAUUAAUCUCACCAAAUAAAAUCAAAACUCUGGUUGAACAAUUUGGAUAAGUUA
Molecule: messenger RNA, 3197 nt
Organism: Tetranychus urticae (two-spotted spider mite)
Lineage: Eukaryota; Metazoa; Arthropoda; Arachnida; Trombidiformes; Tetranychidae
Gene: Haspin
Product: haspin
Biological process (GO): protein phosphorylation; mitotic cell cycle; intracellular signal transduction
Cellular component (GO): nucleus; cytoplasm
Molecular function (GO): ATP binding; histone H3T3 kinase activity
Source: RefSeq, a predicted model, not a curated record